AUGCCUCAGCGAGUCGUUCUCAACGUAGGGAGCCUCCAAGCAGAAUACGAACUAGAGGAAUGGAAGGGGACACGAGCUACUGAGAGGAAUGCAAAAACUUCAAAGGGGCCCCGGCAUGACAGCCGCACCCUCGAUAAAGAUGAGAGAGUCUUACGCGAGAAGCGGGACACGACUAACCCUGUCGCUCAUUACGGAACUAUCGCGUCUGGAAACUGUUUCGUGAAGGAUGCUGUUACUCGCGAUAGAAUUUUAGAGGACCUUGACGGGGAUUUUAUCUACUUUGAGAUGGAAGCGGCUGGCCUAAUAAAUCACUUCCCGUAUCAUACCAUUCGCCGCAUCUGUGAUUAUACCGAUUCACACAAGAACGAUCAGUGGCAGCGCUAUACUUAUAUAGUUUCUGAUGCCUACGGCAAAGUGCUCCUUAGAUAUAUUCCGACUAACAGCCUCUACGAGUCACAACGGGCUAUUGGUUUGCUUGAAUCGAGUUAG
Penicillium hordei is the source of this 489-nucleotide messenger RNA. RefSeq lists its product as uncharacterized. Gene Ontology annotation, molecular function: catalytic activity. The record is from RefSeq and is a predicted model, not a curated record. The coding region runs from base 1 to 489 and encodes 162 amino acids. The transcript has 2 exons. Gene Ontology annotation, biological process: nucleoside metabolic process. Lineage: Eukaryota; Fungi; Ascomycota; Eurotiomycetes; Eurotiales; Aspergillaceae.